Effrenium voratum is the source of this 756-nucleotide messenger RNA. Lineage: Eukaryota; Dinophyceae; Suessiales; Symbiodiniaceae. The record is from the annotation of a GenBank genome assembly.
AGCUGCAGCAAUUUUGGUGGGAGUUUGCAUGGGGAUGUGGCCGCUUGAUCAGGUGUGCCAUGCGCGUGGACGCGGCGGAGUUUGUGCCCCGAGUGCCUGAGUCGGCGCGUCCCCAGCUGUCAGCAGACACCCCGGCCUUUGUGCCCAAGGCCCAUGCAGCAGAGCCAUGGGUGAGCAAGCCCGAGUGGGAUGCGGAGUACACCAUCUUCGAUGAGGAGAGCUUCCUGACUCCGGAAGUCCUCGGGUCCACGCCAUCGUCCAGCCGCGGCGACCGGUUGGAGGACGAGCCAACGCUUUCCUCGUCCAUGAGCCAGGCGAGCGGAGGCGGCAGCCAGGAGAAGUCAGGACCAGUGGCGGGGGCUCUGAGCACAAAGAAGCGGCAGCUGUAUUGGACCAUCAGUGACUUGGAUUGGGAUGCAAGCUGGCCGCAAGGAGAAGGCAUCGAGAGCCCGAAAUUCGCCGUGGCAGGAGUGGUCCUGAGACUCGCCUUCUUUCCGAACGGCACGGCCCUCACUUUGGACGGCUGCGCGGUUGGUGUGCUGUGUGAGGAGAAAGCCAAGUUGAAGUUUGAGUUGUUCCUGGAGGGCCGCCGGAGUGGCACGAAGGUGAUGCUGGGUCAAAAGUUCAGCUGCGAUUUCCGCAAGCCAAGCGCAGACCACGAAAUCACCAUCGCCAUUGAAGUGUACAGCAACCUGUCAUACACUGGUUUCAACUGAACAGAGACCAAGAUGACUUUGCGAAGCAAUGCGAGUAAAA